UUCGGCUCAGAGCGAAGUCGGCUCCGUCCCGGGAAGGCGAGAAGGGCCGGGAUUUUGGGGGUCCAGCGCGGGGUCGCAGCCGCCCUCUUCAGCCUCUUCUCCGCUGAGCCCCAGGGCCAACGAGUGACGGACGAUGGGGUCAAACUGUAUCAAGGUCACCAAGUAUUUCCUCUUCCUCUUUAAUCUGCUUUUCUUCAUCUUGGGAGGCAUCAUCCUCGGGUGUGGAGUAUGGAUCCUCGCCGACAAGACCAGUUUCAUUGCCGUGCUGCAAGACUCCUCAGCCAACCUAAAGAUUGGAGCGUACAUCUUCAUUGGAGUUGGGGCAGUGACCAUGAUCAUGGGUUUCCUGGGCUGCAUCGGAGCAGUCAACGAAGUCCGAUGCCUCUUAGGGCUGUAUUUUACGGUCCUCCUGCUCAUCUUUUUUGGCCAAGUGGCAGCCGGUACCCUCACCUACCUGUACAGAAACUCGUUGAAGGAAGAAGUUGCUGACAUCAUUGGGAAUUUCAUUCACAAGUACAACCCGAAUGAUAACAAGACAAGCAGCAUUGAGGAAGCAUGGGACUAUGUGCAAGUCCAGGCACAAUGCUGCGGUUGGAACAGCUACCUGAAUUGGACUGAAAACACUUACCUCAAGGCUUACAAUAAGACUGCUUUUCCUUGCUCCUGCAUGAAAGACAACAGGAAGAACAUGGAGAGGGGUAUCUGUUUUAUAAACAGCACCAAGCCAACUGAUCAGGACCUAUGGAACUACAUCCACGAAGAGAGCUGCGAAAGCAAAGUGCAGGAGUGGUUAGAGAAGAAUUUGGGCAUCAUCCUCGGAGUCUGUGCAGUCAUCGCUUUCAUCGAGCUUCUGGGAAUGGUUCUCUCCAUCUGCCUCUGCAGACACGUCCACACAGAAGACUACACCAAGGUCCCCAAGUACUGAGAUCGCUGCCUCUGCCCAGCUACCUGCUGUGCAGGGAGUUGGUCAUUCUGGCUUCUUAGGAGCCUUCUUCCAUCAGUUGUCAUUGUUGUGUCCCACACCUGUCCCCCCAUUUCAUUUCUCCCACUCCCUACUGCCAAUAUUUCCAAGCCCAGGAAUCUUUGGAACUGAGCUCCUUCCAGUUUGGAUGGGCAGGUCUUCCCUGUUCGAAUCCUUUCUGUCUCCAUUUCUCUUCAAUUUACUGGGAUAUUUGUGUGGAAAUUUGUUUUCCUGUCUUGUUGGGGGAACUGAAUGCUCUCACCCUAGUUUUCCCCUUCUCCUUUCUCCUCCCAGAUGCCACUUUGUCUUUUUCCCCUUCCCCCUGAUCCAGCUAAGAUUUCUGAUCAAGUUGAGAAGGAGUUCCACUUAUGAUAGAGGACACCAGUUGAUCCAGCCAGGAUGGAGGAGACUUAGUGAUUCAGGUGGAUUGGGCCUCUCUGCACCUCUUCUUGUUGGAUAGGGCUGAGGUCUUUCUUCCUGGGCUGAAGGAUCUGUGGGUUGCCCUUUGGUGGGGGGAGGGAGGUGAGAGAGAGAGAGAGAAGUUGGGGAAUGGGGAGGGGAAAGGAAACAUUGCAUCAGAACCUCCAACAGGAUUUGACCACAGACUGCCACUUUAUAUAGAGAAUCAACAUUGUUUUCCAAUAUGUCUUUGUCUUGCAUUUUUAAUUUAAGCUAAGGGAGAAGAGGGUGCAAGCUGCAGCAUCACUAGCAGAGGGGAUGGCAUGGUUGCCAAGGUAGGGGGUGUUACCUUAACUACCCAUUGCAACAGAGCCAGGGAGCUUUUCUUUGUGGGACAGAGACCCACCAGGGAAGCCAUCUAUUGGCAGCAGAACCUUGGGAUGAGUUAUUAGCAUUGUUCUUCGAAGGGCCGGGUGGAAAGAGUUGAAGGCCUUGGGGCAUUGGUGGGGCCCAAUCGACCUCCCCAAGGUCACAGAGCCACCUCAGCUUUCCUGAUAGUUGGUGCUAAGGUUGGAGGGAGGGGUCCGAGGAGAAAGCCCACUUCAGAGCAAGUGGGAGGAACUAGAAAGGAAAAAGUUGAUGUGGAGGAGGAGGGGAAGGCAUUAGACCCCGAUGAAUCCUGCUCCCUCAAAGGAGACUUUGCUGCCCACCCAACCCACCUGUCCACCUGUCUACCCUGAUUGUCUGUCUGGAGGGGCAGCUUGUUGUGCUGGGCCCUAUCUGAGGAGUGCCUGCCCUCUCCUAUCCCAUCACCGCAGCCCCUGGGAGAGGAACACUGCCUUCGAGGGAGAGGGAAUGGGGCUUUGCACAUACAGUCUUGGAAACUAAAAUGCUAGAAGAUGCAGAGAUUACAAUAAUAAAGAUUUUUAACAAG
Messenger RNA from Ornithorhynchus anatinus (platypus), 2294 nucleotides. RefSeq names its product CD82 molecule (gene CD82). Gene Ontology annotation, cellular component: membrane. The record is from RefSeq and is a predicted model, not a curated record. The transcript is spliced from 9 exons. The coding region runs from base 134 to 925 and encodes 263 amino acids. NCBI's taxonomy places the organism in Eukaryota, Metazoa, Chordata, Mammalia, Monotremata, Ornithorhynchidae.